UCCAGGUUGCCUAUAUAAGAGCAGCUCAGUCUAGUCUGGGAGGCUGACUGACAGAGGAAGACAGUUUAGUGUGUUCAUUUUCCCUUUGCAGGUUUUCUAAGACCACAGACCUCAAUGUGUAAGGGACUCUCCUCCCUGCCCUCCUCAUGUCUGGAGAAGGCAAAAGAGAUGCGGGUGAAGUUAAGUCAUCUUGCUGAGACGCAUCACAAGCACAAGGUUCAGGAUGGAAAAACUCUUCAAGACCUGGAAACUCUACUAAACAACAAAAGUGGUCUGCAGGCAUUUCGUUCGUUCCUGCGUUCAGAGUUCAGUGAGGAGAAUCUUGAGUUCUGGCUGGCCUGUGAGGAUUAUGGGGUUUUGCCUUCAAACCUGCAGAAGAUCAAGGCCAGCAGCAUCUACAGCCAGUUUAUCAACCCUGAUGCCCCUCAAGAGGUAAACUUGGAUGCUGAGACCCGGGAGGCUCUGUUGAGUGUGAUGGACUCUCCCUGUGCUGACACAUUCAAGAGGGCACAGCAGGGGAUCUACACUCUGAUGGCCAAAGACUCCUUCCCUCGCUUCCUGCGCUCUCAUCACUGCAUAGAGGCCAUUAAGGCUUUCUAAACAUACACUGUUUAUUACCACAGACCUGCUUUAGAAAUAAGUGUUGAUGGAUCUGUACUGCUGGACAUGUUGAUUGAAUUUUAUCAUUUAUUUUAACAACUAGCUAGCCUUGUGAUUGUUUUUCUUAUAGUAGUGCUGAUCCCUGUGCAGUGUAUACAGGAUGCAUGCUGUUGCUGUUAUGAUAAUUAGUUGUAGGCAUAGUUUAAAAGUCUAACAUAGGAACCUUAUGAGUGCGAUUACUGCAAGUGACACUCACAAAGUAUUUAAAUAAAUGUCUCAUUAAAGAGAAACCAUAAUGUGGUGUUUAAUGGUAAGUUUGCUCUGGCACAGGCUUCUAAGAGUGUAUGUUGACAUUAAAACAGUUUAAACAA
Molecule: messenger RNA, 971 nt
Organism: Lates calcarifer (barramundi perch)
Lineage: Eukaryota; Metazoa; Chordata; Actinopteri; Centropomidae
Product: regulator of G-protein signaling 5
Exons: 5
Coding region: 115-600 (161 amino acids)
Source: RefSeq, a predicted model, not a curated record